This is a messenger RNA of Haplochromis burtoni (Burton's mouthbrooder), 4227 nucleotides long. It is a transcript of the gene cfap251, whose product is annotated as cilia and flagella associated protein 251. The coding region runs from base 736 to 3060 and encodes 774 amino acids. The transcript has 17 exons. Gene Ontology annotation, cellular component: sperm flagellum. The record is from RefSeq and is a predicted model, not a curated record. Lineage: Eukaryota; Metazoa; Chordata; Actinopteri; Cichliformes; Cichlidae. Gene Ontology annotation, molecular function: protein binding.
CGUGAGUUUAUUUUAUCUGUCAACCUCCCAGAUCAUAAAUGUCAGGGGGCAGGGCUAAGUGAACUGGUUUGUGUUUGUAUAAAACAAGCAGCGGUUAGUAGAUCACCCACAGAGCUUUCCAAACCAAAUCUAUCCCAUAAGGGCAUAUAUGACAGCUUUGACCACACAGUUUUUAUUGGGUUUCUUGCAUGGAGCACUGUUCAGAACCUGUGAUACAUAAAUUAGAACAGGAGCAACUAUAAUAAUUUUUAUUUCAUAAUUUUUAAAGGCAAUUGAAUUUUUUUUGUUGACAAUUGUUUUCAUUGGAAUGUCUAUACUAAACUUAUUUAGGACAUUCCUGGCUUACUAUGAGCACCAAAGAUCCUAUAAGUAAUGUAACAAUUACAAUAAAUAAACAUAUUAAAUGACCAGAAAGAUCCUCCUGGUGUUUUCAUAUCGAAAGGAAAGCAUUUCCCCCCACCUUUAUUGCUUUCGAGUGCUUUUGUGACUAUCAUGCUUUUAAUUUGAAAAGGCUCAUCCGUUGAUCUUCUGUAACUAGGCAACAAAACGCUUCCCUCCAAGUAGCAGCCAGACAGAACAGACAAAAACUUUUGGUAGGAAUAAAAUUAGAAAGAGCAAAUAUCGAAUAGAGCUUAAAUGUGUUGUUUUUCUGUUACUAUUUGGCCUACAGUUAAUUUAGGGCAAGGAUAACAAGGAGAAGGCUUAUAUAAGUACCAAAAGGUAAGGUUAAGCAUAAUGGAGCCACCCACAAGCUAUGAAGCUGAAAAGCACCCAGUAGUGGGACAAGAACAAGACAGGGGAGAAGCAGGUAAGGAUAAAGAAAAGGAAAACUCUGACAUACCGAGGAGGACUGGGCAGUCUCAAGUCUACACUGCAACUAGAGACACACUUUUCUCAAAGAAGACAACUGAUGCUGAAGCACAUGUACUGUCACUAGAUUUCAUCUGUGGCAUGAGCCCUGCUCUUCCCGUUUUCACUCUGCAAGACCAGGAUGAGCUGGUUUUGCUCUAUGCUGCGGCUCAUGUUGGGAUUAUUUACAAUCACACCUCAAAGUCCCGGCACAUGCUUAAGGGGCACUCCCACUCCAUUUCAUCUAUGUGUGUGAGUGAAGACAGACGCUGGAUUGCAACAGCAGACCGGGGACCAAAUGGCAUGGUGAUCAUAUGGGACUCCUACUCUGGUAUUCCUGUGAACACGUUGUUUGACUGUCACCCUGACGCCGGUGUCAUAGCAAUAGUGUUUUCAAGCGACACAAAACAUCUGGCAACACUUGGGACAGAAGAAUUUCAACGUGUGUGCAUUUGGGACUGGACCAAUGAAUCAGAACAGCCUUUGUGGUUUACCGAGCUCAAUCCUAAAUAUGGUUUUCAGGAUUACAUCAUGUUUAGGCUGAAGAAUAGCUCUCAGCUGCUCAGCAGCAGUGAAAGUCAUGUGUUAUUCUACAGCAGCGCAAGUGGAAGUCUGCAGUACACUGACCUGAAGUUCAAGAAGUUCAAUAAGGAAACCAGUGGUGCUGCUGAAUUUACUUUGGACCGUUCUGAAAAAUUUGGUGUGGCAAAUAUGUCUCUCAGUCGGUCUGUGUUUCACUGGGAAGAGCCUAAGAUCUUAAUAGCCUCUGGAGGUGGUGUUGUUGAGUGGCUUGUGAAAGAAGACACGGCCAAUCGAAUCAACCUCCAGCAACAGCAAAUCACUGUUCUGGCCGUCACCGACAGCUGCAUCGUAACGUGCAAUACUGAAAGCCACAUCUGCUUUUACAAUGGCAAAUUCACCCUGCUCGCUUGGUACACUGAAUUAAAUCUGGAUGCCAUUGUUUCUAUUUCAUUUUCCAAAGAGUGGAUAAGGAGGCAGCAGGAGUACAGACUGGAUUCCAAACCCUUAAUUACCAGGAACUUCACUGUGACCACUGUCAGUCACAGAGUUGUGCAUGUGAACGCAGAGAGCCUCAUCACUCGAAUUGUGCUGGACGAGGAUUAUGAGCCUAUACAUGCACUGACAUGCCACCCCAGUCAGUCAGCUGUGGUCACUGGCAACCAUGGAGGCAUUUUAGAAAUGUGGGACUAUAGCAGCAAAGUACGCAGUGGUAGAAAGGUCUUUAACACAGAGAAGCAGAUUCAGUGUGUCACAUUUGACCCUAAAGGAUUAUAUCUGGCUGUUGGUUUUGCAAGUGGAGCUGUUCACAUACUGAAUGCCAGAACCUUAGAGAGUGAACAAGAGGAAGCUUUACAUUACACCAAAGACAGCAUCCAACUCAUCACCUUCUCCUCAGACUCAAAAUAUCUCGCCACUGCGGAUGCUGGAAAAGCAGUGUCAGUGUUUCACUUGAUCACCAAAGAAGGCUCUUUACCUCAGUGGAUGCAUUUGGGUAGGAUCCACUCUCACUACAAGCCCAUCAAAGAUCUUCUUUUUGGGGUUCACCUGGACAGCACCCAACCCAGACUACUCUCUCUGGGAAUGGACUGCCAACUGGUGGAGUACGACCUGGAGAACAGCAGCAUGGACCGGCUUGUCAUCUUAAGCUCGGAGCGCAUUGAGCAAAGCGGCGUGCCAAUGUGCAUGACUUGGUAUCCUCCCCUAACGGCAGAGCAGUUUCUCCUCAUCAUCACAGAUCAAUAUAAGAUGAGGCUUUUCAACAGCACAACAAAGAUGUGCAGAAAGACCCUUCAAGGCCCAACAUAUGGCUCUCCAAUUAAAAAGAUAGUUGUUCUUCCCAAGUCUGAAAAAGCUGAUACAAACUCAUAUUACCUGGCGUUCAUCACAAUGGAAAAGUUGGGUCUCCAGAUUCUGCCACUGGAUGGGAACCCCUACAAGUCGAAUGCUUUGAUCUGCCAUUCAGCAGGAGUGUCUGCGUUUGCCUGCUCCUAUGAUGGCAGAUUCAUUUUCACUGCAGGAGGAGCAGACUGCACAGUCCUCUCAUGGGAAAUAAACUUGAAUGUGCUUGAGGCAGCAGCCGCUUUGGGCGGAAAGGACAUGGUACCUUUUUACAAUCUCUUAGAGGGAGGACGAGAUGGCAAGUUCUACAGACAGCUAAAAACAACACCGGGUGCCACUUCUGUCUGCUAAGAACAGGAAAUUGAAGCCACAAUUCACACAAGCUCACCAAAAUUGGACAGGGAAGAAAAAACAUCUGAUGUCUAAUGAGUCUCAGGCAGAUGAUGCUCAGCUGAGCACCAACCGACUCCACUCUGCCAUCUAUUCAGCAGUAUGUGGACUAUAAAACAUGGGAUAAUAAAACUCUUGACCAUCUAUAUGCAGACAGCAGGAAUGCAUACAAAGCCCCCGCCCUGCCCCCAGUAGGUAUUUCAGACAACAACCUGGUCCUGUUAAGAUCUCAAUAUGUCCCUGCUCUUCAAAGACUCCAUGUUGCCAUGAAGUCUGUGAUGAGGUGGAUUCAGGAAGAUUGCGAAGUUCUGAUCCAUACUCCCCUUCGACAAUGCAAAGUCGUUGUGUCAUCCCCAUGUGCAAAGCCACAUGGGGAUGACAUCAUCAGAAUCGUGGAUUGUAUCACAAGUUAUAUAAAUUUCUGCAAGGAUACCAUUGUCCUAAACAGCAUGCCCGAUGUUUACCUAAGAACAAACCCUGGAUCACCAUUGACCUGAAAGCCCUAAUGAAUGAAAAAAGAGGGUUUUCAGUUCAGGAAAUAAGAACGAGCAAAAAAGGAUACAGUACUGGACCCCUGUUGCCCCUCCCUACACAGCACCAAUCUUAACACCUCAUCAGCCAUCAAACGUUCUUCCACUUUGUGUUCCUCUGCCUGUCUCAGUGAGAGACAGGAAGUCACUAAACAAACUGCUCUCAAUCAUCCGCUCCACACUACAGAGGGACCAGAGCUCAUUCUCCCUCAGAUUUAGUGCUACCAUAAAGAAUGCUACAGGAAAUAAUUCCCACAGUCCUUUAUAUAACUCUACCAUAACUCUUCUUUUUGUGACAGGUGAACACACCUGUCAGGAUAUAAAAAAAAUUCCAAACAUUUUACACACUUUUUGCACUACCUCAGAUUACCCCUGAGGUAGUUUUACUUUUAGUUUUAACUUUCAGCAGUUCUGAAAGCAAAAAGUGGUCCAACAUGGACGAUCAACAUGUAACUAAUAAAGUGUCCACUGGCAUUAAUGGCAUUAUAUAAUAUGGUAUUUUGUGCACCAAAAACUACAAUACAUGUAUGUAUUUGUUUGAUCUCUGGUUGUUAAGCAUAUAAAUGUCUCUUUUUAAUUCACGGAGCUCUGUUGUUAA